This is a messenger RNA of Olea europaea var. sylvestris, 582 nucleotides long. Its product is annotated as E3 ubiquitin ligase BIG BROTHER-related-like. The coding region runs from base 1 to 582 and encodes 193 amino acids. Lineage: Eukaryota; Viridiplantae; Streptophyta; Magnoliopsida; Lamiales; Oleaceae. Gene Ontology annotation, molecular function: ubiquitin protein ligase activity. The transcript has a single exon. The record is from RefSeq and is a predicted model, not a curated record. Gene Ontology annotation, cellular component: nucleus.
AUGGCGUAUAAUUUUCAGAAUCAACCCAUCCAACCAUUCUAUUUUACCCUUACUUUCACUUACUUUCCCGGUUAUACCACCAUAAUGCAAGAAAACUACUGGGUUGAGUCACAAGGCAGAAAUUAUCAGUUUCCUUUAACUUACGAGCAUGUUCCUCGACGACGACGAUCCAGGGAGCAUGUUCAAGAAAACUACCGACGCUUGAAUCGAACAUGGCAAGGUUCAUAUGAUGAAGUCGAAGUAUGGAAUGAGUCUGAUUUUAUCGAGCAUCGGAGAUCAAAUUUGUCUACCAACAUCUCUCGUGAUCAUUUGGUCCGGACCAGUUUCUCACAAGAAACUAUCCUCCGACAUUUAAAAACAAGAAAGUUCGCUACUUCGGAAGAGGCAAAACCCACAAACGAAGGGCCUGAAAUCUGUGUGGUGUGCCAAUGCGAGUACGAAGACGAUGAGAGCAUUGGACGCCUUCCGUGUGGACAUGAAUAUCAUGUCGAUUGCAUUACGAGGUGGUUGUGUCAAAAAAAUGUAUGUCCCAUCUGCAAAGCCACCGCAAUACCAAGAAGGGAAGAAGUAGCUCUUGUAUAG